AUGCAGGCGCAAGUCUAUGCUGAUAUUGUUGCAGAAGAGUCGUCUAGUAGUGACGAAAGUGAAGGUUCAGAAUAUCAGUACAACGAUUCUACGCCAUCUUCUUCUAGUAGCACAAUGAAUGAUUAUGAUCAGACGAAGCAGUAUCUGACGCACGAUAAAGAUACGUAUCAUUACAAGCUGAAAGAAAACUCUGUUUGUAAGGCUGAAGGCUUGAAAACGCUGAACGAUCACGAACAACUGGCUUUAGAUGGAAUAAUGUUGAUCGAUAACAGCUUCGUAAAUACCGAUAUCGUAGAUUACGAGGAAGCACAAAACGUUCUUAAUGAUAUUGAUCAAGUUGCUGAUUUCAAAAUUGCUCCCAUCAUUAAACUCGCUUCUAGAAAUAUUAAUGUCACUGUUAUCAAGAAAUACAUUAAGAAGUACGAAGAUGAAUAUCCCUCAAUGACACUUCUAUUUGUAGAAUCUUAA
Messenger RNA from Gilbertella persicaria, 468 nucleotides. RefSeq lists its product as uncharacterized. Lineage: Eukaryota; Fungi; Mucoromycota; Mucoromycetes; Mucorales; Choanephoraceae. The record is from RefSeq and is a predicted model, not a curated record. Bases 1 to 468 code for a protein of 155 amino acids. The transcript has 2 exons.